AUGGCGACUCCAGGUUUAUAUGCCGUUCGAUUUCGUGAGAAGUUCUAUGCCUAUUAUAAUGAUUGCGACUCAGACAGGUUGGGGGAAACGGUCGCGCUCAGGAUCCUCGACCGCGAACAGUACGAAAUAUGGCUGGCCACCAUGCGGCAGGAUUAUGCGGAGUUGGAUGAGCGAUUGGAGGCCAUUUUCACCAUCUCGGCGGCCGAAGCCGGAAAACACCCCAGGCUGCUGCAUCAAAUCUCCGGGGCGGACGAUCUCUACUCCUGUCACGAUUACAGCAGGUGGUGGCGCAGGCAGGUAGUCAUGUGGUGGCACAUUGUCUUGCUGGACCAGAUGCUCAGCAUCGAUGGCAUGUGCCACUUUUGGAUGGACGAGGUGCCGGCGGACAUACCCCUGUUUCUCGAACCCGCCAAUCGGCACUGGUGGGGGCCUCCCUCGGACGCCGUGCACGCCUGCAUCGCCACUACUCCCGCGCCGAUACCGAAGCCCAAUAGCCAGCAAACGGUCGCCGCCUACAAAUUACUAGCUCCCAGGCCGAUACAAGCAUCUGCUGCCCUCGAUUGCGCAGGCCAAAACCUCGUCGCCACCAUGCACGGGGCCCAUGUACGCUUCUGCGCAGCGUACAAGAGUGCGCGAGAUGCCUCAUCCCCAUCGGACGUCGAGUUCCGCGAGAUCUGCUAUGCGCUGCCGAGCAUGUCAUCAUGCUCCCCGGACCGGCUGCAGAUUUUGAGGCUGGUAGACCAUUUCAAGACAGCCGGAACAUGGCAUACUACAAAUACGGUAUUCUCAGUCCUAGAAGCGACCACGGGCCAGAAAAUGGCGCACCCUUCCUCAGCAGCUUCCGGGAGCCCGGAAAGUUGCUCGGGAGCGCGCCGCCCGAGCGGUGCUACUAGAUGGAGGAUAUGCUCGUGCUCUUAG
This is a messenger RNA of Cladophialophora immunda, 918 nucleotides long. RefSeq lists its product as uncharacterized. The coding region runs from base 1 to 918 and encodes 305 amino acids. NCBI's taxonomy places the organism in Eukaryota, Fungi, Ascomycota, Eurotiomycetes, Chaetothyriales, Herpotrichiellaceae. The record is from RefSeq and is a predicted model, not a curated record. The transcript has 2 exons.